This is a messenger RNA of Coniosporium apollinis CBS 100218, 984 nucleotides long. RefSeq lists its product as uncharacterized. The coding region runs from base 1 to 984 and encodes 327 amino acids. NCBI's taxonomy places the organism in Eukaryota, Fungi, Ascomycota, Dothideomycetes. The record is from RefSeq and is a predicted model, not a curated record. The transcript is spliced from 2 exons.
AUGGAUAAAGCCAGGGCAGCCGUCAGUGACUUCAUGGCCAAGGCCGGUCACCACGACACCACUGUCCACGAGAAGGUCGCUCCCGCCGUCGUGCACGAGACCAUCAACCCUCACCGCCACGAGGAGGUUCAGACUGCCAUCGACAAGGAGAUCCACCAGGACCACUACCACACCUCCGUCCAGCCCGUCUUCGACAAGGAGGUCCUCCCGGAGACUCACCAGCACAACCUCGCCGCUGUCCAGCACCGCACUUUCGAGCAUGGCAACGACCGCGAUGUUGCAGCACGCCUCGAAUCUGAGGCUGCUCAGUUUGCCAAUAAGCGCGAGAUCGCUCCCACCCGCGAGACCCGUGCUACCGCUCCUACCGUUGCUGGCGAGCACAUCCACCACCAUGUUCAUGAGACCAUCCAGCCCAUCGUCCAAAAGGAGACCAUCCAGCCCACCGUUGUGCACACCACCAUCCCGAUCCACGAGGUUCACCACAAUGCUGCUCAGUACCACACCACCUCAGCUCUCCCAGCCGUCAGCAUGGCCGACUUCAAGAAGCAGGGCGGUGUCUUGACCGGCCGUGAGGAGCGCUAUGAUGGUUUCGAGGGCGAGCCGCGCUCAGUCGGCGGUGCCUUGACCGGUCAUCAUCACGGCACUGGUGCUGGUGUUGGCGCUGCUGGCGUCGGUGCCGGUGCUGCUGGUCUCGGCCGUACCCGCAGUGGCAGCUCUAGCAGUUCCAGCAGCAGCGAGUCUGAUGGGGCUGGUGGCCGCCGCAGCAGGCGCACCCGACUUCCCCGUGUCGGUGGUCGCCGCAGCAAGGGAAUGACUGGCUCUACCGGCACUGGCCUGACUGGAUCCUCUGGCACCGGCCUGACCGGAUCCUCUGGCACCACUGGCACCACCGGCACCACCGGCAACCACAAGCCCAGCUUGAUGGACAAGUUGAAUCCUCGCAAGGAUGCUGAUGGUGACGGCAAGCCGGGCUUCAUGCGGUAG